Messenger RNA from Didymodactylos carnosus, 1038 nucleotides. Lineage: Eukaryota; Metazoa; Rotifera; Eurotatoria; Philodinida; Philodinidae. The record is from the annotation of a GenBank genome assembly.
AUGCAUGUGCCGAGCAGGGGGGGUAGUGAGGAUGGCUGUAAAACUUGCAAUGUGUGUGGUGAAGAUCAUAAUGAUUUACCUGAUAUUACUAAAUCAUAUUAUCGUGGAUCAACAAUUCCCAUCCUAAAAUCAUUUCGAAGUGGUUGGUUUGAAUUUCGUUUAUGUCGUGCAAAACAUCGAAAUCAAAAUUAUUGUUUUAAUCGUUUAAUAUUAGAAAUAAUAAAUUCAUCUUCAACACGACAUUAUUUACAGCGUAAAAAAAUGUCAAGCCAAAAUACAUAUUCGGUGACUGUUCGUCUUCCACCGUAUUUGAUUUGUGAUCAUUGUAUAUUACAAUGGAAAUAUCAUACAUCAGAUACGAUAAAUUCGGAUGACAAUGGUGAUACGUGUAAAGGCUGCGGGGAACAGGAAGAAUUUUUUAAUUGUGCCGAUAUUUCUGUUGGAUCUCAUACAACCACAGGAACAACAACAACAAAAACAAUCUUGGUUAAUCAACAGAUGUCAGUUAAUCAUUCAUUUCGAAAAGUGACACGAAAAACAUCGACACUUAUUUUAUCCACAUCCAAAUUGACAGGACCAGCUGAAAAACGAGUUUUAACAACAGUGCCAGCGACAACUAUUUCAGAUCAAGUAAUAUCAAAUAGACGAAAUUCUCUUUACGAAAAUCGAGCAACUAUCGAUUAUAUUCGAAAUCAUCUAUUAUUAAACAUCGAUCAUAAAUUGUCGGCAGUGACCACAUUACCGUUCGAGAAUGAAGCACAGUUGCGUCAUGAUCCACGUUAUCAUCGAAUAGAAGCGUCUCGUUUACGUCAAGAGCAAAUGCUAUAUGAACAAUAUCUGAAUGAAAGACAGGCAUAUGAGCAAUAUGAUCAUCCAGAAGAUUUUCUAUGCAUUAGAAGGGAUGAAUUUGAUAAAUUUCGCAUAUUAUUAAAUAAUAUGGAAUAUAUUAUAUCGACAUUGAAAUAUCAUUUUGUUGAUCAUAUUAAGGUUAUUAAACAUCGCGAUCGAAAUCCCGAUGAAGCACCAACUUUUCCGUAA